AACACUUCUGAAGGUAGCCUCCUACUUGCAGAGCAACAUCAGUUCAGUGAGUUUUCGAAAACCUUUUUUCAAAAAUAUUUUUUCAACCGUUCGAAACUUUUGGUAGAAAUUAUUUUUAAAACAUUUAGAAACAGUUUUUUUUAAAGCAUUUUUUAAACCUUGAGAACAUCCACAUUUUGAAAGUUAUUUUUUGUAAAGCAGAGCAGAGUACAGUAGAGGCCUCAUCAAGAACUCAUCAAUGAUGCAAACCUAUUUUUGUGAGAAAAUAUUUGUUCAACCUUUCGAAGCUUUUUGUAGAAAAUAUUUAACCUUUAGAAGCUUGUAAAAAAACAUACAUACAUGUAUUGUUACACAUACCUAAAAUGCGUCCUCUCUGAAGUGAAAUGGUGGGUUUUUAGAGACCUUUAUUUUGAAAAUAGUCUUAUUGGCACAGGCAUCGAAGUAAGAUAUAUUUGGAAGCUAGGCUAAGGCUAGCUCGCUGACUUUCACACAUGCUACUGUUGCAAACUGAUCUUUUUUUAUAAUAGCAAACGUCAACAUGAGUGUUCCACCAGCAAAAAGAGUCUAUGCAGAUUUGCCCGUGUGGAUUGUAGAAGAUCACCACGAGGUUGUAUCACAUAUUUACCGCGCCAUAGGAUCAAAGCACAUCCCUAUGAGGAACAUCAAGAUGGUCCACCUGGAUUCUCACCCAGACAUGCUCAUCCCAAUCAACAUGCCAGCAGAUACGGUUUUUGACAAGGAGGCCUUACUAAGUGAGCUGAGCAUAGAGAACUGGAUCAUGCCCAUGGUUUAUGCAGGCCACGUGUCCAGUGUAGCUUGGCUCCAUCCCUACUGGGCCCAGCAGAUCAGGGAAGGAGAACACACAAUGUCCGUGGGUCGGGACUCAUCCACCACUACUAUCAGAGUGACAAGUAAGGAUGAUUACUUCCUGAGUGAUGGCCUGUAUGUUCCCCAGGACCAGCUGGAGAACCCCAAGCCUUUGAGGCUGAGCGUGGUGCGGGUCAACCCCCUGGAGCCAGCCCAGGCCGGGGAGAAGGCUCCAGAUGGCCCCCAGGGCAGGGAGGCCCAGGGCAGGGAGGCCCAGGGCAGGGAGGCCCAGGGCAGGGAGAGGACCACAGGAAAGUCUGCUGCCAAGAAACCCAAGCUAAAAGACCAGGGAGCCGGGGAUGUAUCUGAGACUCACCCCUCCUCCAGCGUCGCCCAGUUAGGGGGCAGUUGUCACAGCUACACUGACAGGCUGGAGCCAGCAGGGGGCAGUGGAGCCCCAGGGAGCUGCAGGAACAGAAGCAGGCACACAGGGGGAACAGAAUUGACUAAGCAGCCUUGUGGGAGGACUGAUGAUGAUGAUGAUGAUGAGGGCUCAACAGGCUGUGUGGUAAAGAGACUUCAGUCUUUUGUCAGUGAAUCCGAUCCAUACAUCCUGGAUAUUGACCUGGAUUUCUUCUCCUGUAAGAACCCUUUUAAGGAGAUGUAUACACAGGAGGAGUACUCUAUUCUUCAGGAACUCUACAGCUUUACAAGACCAAGCGAUGACACGGAUGAGGAGGCGCUGAGCGAGUGUGUGGAGCACCGUGUUCGACAGCUGGAGGAUCUGGAGGAGGCGUUUGCAGACCUGCUGGAGGACGACGGGGAAGAGACGGUUCGACGCUGGGCAGCCAACCCUGGAAUGGGCUCUCUGGUUCAGCUGGUCAACAGUCUGAAGAACAGAGAGCAAUCCCCUGACUAUGAGAUGCCAAUGAUGAAGGUGGUGGUGGUGCUGAUGAUAUUCCCCCCCAGGUGCACCAGGCAGGGCAGACGUGCGACUACUCCGAGCUGCCUCACCACAUCAGCUCUGAGGAGGAGAUCCACAGGCUGGUGCUGGCUGUGGAGCUGGCUCUCCAGGCCCUGCCCAAGCCAACGCUCGUCACCAUCUCCAGGUCCAGUCUGGAUGAGUAUUGUCCACCACAGCAGGUCAACUCAAUCCAGAGCAGAAUCCUGGACAUCCUGGAGGGUCUGUAUGGACACCUCCAGGUCCACAAGGACUAUGAGAUUCAGGAGGACCUGAAGGAGACUCCCGCCCCAGCCUCCAGCAGCUACGCCCCCACCUCAACCCCGGGCACAGAAGAGCAACUGCCACAGGCCUCUUGACACACCACAGACUGGAACCGUGGUUACGACCCAAUUGUCUAUUUAUAGGAAAUAAAUCUUGCUAGUGUAAACAGAUACCCUCAUAGUAUGUGUCCUUCAGUGCUUUGAUUUC
This is a messenger RNA of Hypomesus transpacificus, 2239 nucleotides long. RefSeq names its product chromosome 10 C5orf22 homolog (gene c10h5orf22). The record is from RefSeq and is a predicted model, not a curated record. Bases 539 to 2044 code for a protein of 501 amino acids. Lineage: Eukaryota; Metazoa; Chordata; Actinopteri; Osmeriformes; Osmeridae. The transcript is spliced from 9 exons.